AUGGCAACUAUAAGUGAAGAAUAUCAGGAUUAUAAAAAUGCACUAGAUAAUUUAAGAAUUAAUAGUAAACCAUUAAUUAAUAUGCUAACAAUAUUAGCCGAAGAAAAAGUUAGUAGUGCAUCAGAUAUUGUACGAGCAGUUGAAGAACGAGUACUUGAGGCUGCAGCCGAUCAAACGUUACCAGUUCUAUACGUUCUUGAUUCAAUUGUUAAAAAUCUUCGUACAUCAAAUUAUGUUCAGUUGUUUGAAAUAAGGUUACCACAAAUAUUCGCAACUGCAUUCAAUAAAGUCGAUGAACGAACUCGAUCCGCUAUGUUUAAACUUCGUCAAACAUGGGCACCAUGUUUCAGUAAUUUAUCAUUGUAUAAUUUGGAUACAAAAAUACAUCAGAUUGAUCCAGCUUGGCCAAUAACAGCCAAAGUACCAGAAGUAGCAACUGGUCAAACAAUACACAUUAAUCCAAAUUUUCCACCAAGAUCUAACACAACACCAACUACAAUAUCAACACCAUCAUCCGAAGAAAUACGAUUAACCGAAUUUCGUAAUCAGUUGACAAAAAUGCAAAAAAAUGAUAUUGAAAAUAUUUCGACUCGAACAAGAAAUCAACAAACUCAUGAUAUAAAUCAACAUGGUGCUAUGCCACAUCCAAAACCAGCUGAUUUCGAGCCAUCACUUACUAACGGACAGCAACCAUCGUAUCGUAUGAUUCCCAUUGAGCGUAUGCAAGAAAUACGAGAAAAAACUGAACAUGUGUUGAAUACGGGUCUUGAUGGUGAACUCAAGAAGAAGAAAAAACGUAGAAAGAAGAAGAAACCUACGCGACUUCGACGUCGGCCAUCACAAACAUUACCACAAAUUGAAUUGAUCAGUCAAUCGUCGUCGGAAGAAGGAACAGACGAUGACGACGAUGACGAUCAACCACUAACUAUUCAUCAUAAUAUAAAUGGUACUACAGAAUCUAAACUACAUCUAAGUGUCACAACGGUUAGACCGGCCGAUAGUACGAGUGGUGGGACAGAUCACGAUUUGGCAGAAUUGUUCGGCGGUAAAGAUAUUGAUUAUCGUGAUACAAGCAAACAACAUAAAUCAACAGCAAAUCCAAUAGAUGCUCAACUUGUUUAUGAAACGAAUGCCAAACGUUUAUCACUAGCUGAAAAAAAAUUUAACGCAAAAGAAAUGUCAUUAAAAGAUUAUCAAGGAACAUUAGAAGUUUUGAAGCAAAUACUAGAAAUUGAAGUAAAAAGAUUAACAACUGAAGAUGCCACAGCGAGUUACACUUUUGGCACUCAUCAUCCUAUAGCAUCAACACAUCCCCAUCAUGUUCAAUCUGGUCAUAUUUUACCAUCACAAAUACCCAUAGUGCCUAUGCAAAUACAGAGUCGUUUGACGCCUUCUGCAUUUGGCCAAUAUUAUCCAGCAAUGUCUGAUGACAUUCGAACUCAUGUAAUGCAAAUAUUAAACUCAGUUGGACCUAUAAAUCCUCAAAUAAUGCCAACGGGAUUAAACAAUUUAUCAUCUAAUAUACUUCCUAUUCCCAUUCAUCCAACAUUCCAACAACAACAACCACCAAUAGUUCCUCAAUUACCUCCACUAAUUCCUCCACAAAUCGCCGCAACUUUAGCAACAUUAGCUCAACAGCAACACUUUAUUCCUCCUCGUCCUCAGAUAAACCCAACAAUACCUACAUGGCCACAAACAACUACAGCACUAGUAAAUCAAACACCUGUUAGUAUAAUAGCAUCAGCGGUUGCUAGUUUAACAAAAGCAUCGUCAACUAACGGUGCUCUGGUACGUAGUACAAAUUCUCCACAAAAUCCAUCAUCAAAUACUCCACCACCAACAUCGACGGUGCAAAACACAUCGCCUACACUCGAUGCUACGAUUCAGCAAUUAUUUCAAAACGAUCCAAUCAUUGUUAAACGUUUACAAACAUUUUUUGAUCACAUUCAUCAACGUGAACUAGAGCGUUUGAGAUCAAAUUUGCCACCGAUUACGACACGUUUAUCACAUGAUCCAAAAGAGAGUAUCAUCGAAAUUGACGGAAAAACGUAUGGUGUCCGAGUGAAUCAUUCUCAUUGUAUUACGUUGUACGGACAGAAAUAUGAUUUCUACUGUGACUUAUCAUCAAAACAAAUUCGAAUUAAUAACAAACAUGUGUUUACAAUGGGUGAUAAAGAACAUCGAAUUAAACUGCCAGAUAGUGGUGGGCGUGACAUAUUGAUGAUGUACAUGGGCCGACAAGUCGAUGUUUGGCUGGAUUCGUAUCCGUAUGAGUUGCGAACUGAUACACCACCCAAAUAUUUGAACGUGAACAAUCGAAACAUUCGAAUUCAGAUUGACAGUAGUAAAAACGAAAUUUACAUCAACGAGCGAUAUGUGGCUAAUCUCGACGAUCAACCUCGACUCAUACAAGUGACACAUCAAGAUAAUUCGACGACGCAGCAUGAAAUUCGUUUUACACCACCUCCUAAAACGAUCAUGAUUGACGGUCAACCAAAGACAAUGCGUUAUGAUCUGAAAUUUCCGUGCAUCGAAAUCGACGGCAAAUUUUUUGGUAUUCGUUUUACCGGUCCUCCACGUGAAAUAUAUGUCGAUAAUACUGCUCAUCGUGUUCCAUUCGAUAGUUCUUCUACUCGAAUUCAUCUCGGUAAACGUGCACAUGAAAUCGCCUGGGGUGGACCAGGGUUUGAGGUAAUAAUCGACGGACGACCAUAUGAAAUUCAUUUUGAUCAAUUGCCACGUGAAAUAUACAUCGGGGGACGACCACAUUUCAUAUCGAUACAUGGUCAACCGCCUGAAGUUAAAAUCCUCGAUGAAUUACCAUUUUUAGACACCAAAGGUGGGGUUGGAGCAUUAACGGCGCUCGUUCAGCUGUUCAAUUCGAGACAACAAACCUUAAAUAUCCAAGAAAUUGAAAUGUUUCUGAAUCUACUGAGAUCGGGCUUGUUAACACCAGACGAUACAACGUUAUUGUUUAGUAAUAAUGAUGACAAUAGUAGACGAGGAGUAGGAUCAAGACCCAGUCCAAAACGUUUGCAUGACGAUGAUGAACAAUAUUUUGAUGGUGAAAAUGGUGAUAGAAAACGAAUGAAAUCGAGUGAAAAAUUUGAUGAAGACAAUUAUGCAACGAUACCUGACUUAACCGAGGCAAAUCUAACAAUGUUAAAGAAAAAACAUGUUGGAAUUGUUCAGCAAUUGUAUUUGGGAAUAUUUCAAUGUCGUCUUUGCGGAUUGAGAUUUACAUCAAAACAAAAAUUGUUGUAUACACAUCAUCUCGAUUGGCAUUAUCGUGAAAAUCGUCAAGAAAAAGAGCUAGGAACAUCAUCGUCAUCAUUUUUGCUACAACGUAGUCGAGGCUGGUAUUGUACGCUACAAGAAUGGACAGAAUAUGAAGAAACGGUAGAUGAAAAUGAGCUACUAAAUCAAAAUUCAUUAGCAUUGAACCAAAAUCAAAAUGAUGGGACUGGUGAUUAUACAAAUACUCUGGAUAUGAGUUUCCUUACUAAUGGCACAACCGCGGGUAUUACCAAUGAUACAUUACUGGCAUUAGAGAAUGCCGGUGGUACUGUUUCAUGUCCAGCCGCAAGUGAUCAAGAUGAUACUACAGACAAUCAUAUGGGAAUUACUUCAAAGAAUACUGAUAAUAACAACAACGAUAAUAGUACGACAACUGUUCCGAUAGAUAUUGUAUUAUCUACGCCCACGCCACCAUCGCCUUCUACUGGUACGAACAACACAAAUACGUAUAUAUCAUCAAUGUCAUUUGUUGAAUUAGUGGAAAAUAUUUUUAUUAAAAAAGAAGAUUUAAUUAGCAAAUCUUCGCCACCGACAGCGUCAACAGUCAAUUCAAAUAAUAAUUUAUUUAGUGCAGUGAAAGAAGAACAAACGACAUUAGAAGCAACAAUGGAUUUUGAUUCGUUUUCCUUAACGACAGUCAUAGAAUCCGAAGAUGAAAAAAUUAGUGAAAUAGCACAAAUAGUCAAAAUUGAACCUGUAUCAAAUGAAUAA
This is a messenger RNA of Didymodactylos carnosus, 4008 nucleotides long. NCBI's taxonomy places the organism in Eukaryota, Metazoa, Rotifera, Eurotatoria, Philodinida, Philodinidae. The record is from the annotation of a GenBank genome assembly.